AUGUCGGGCUUGACAAAACUUCCAUUUGCGGUGUCGAUUCGGGAAGCUUAUUCACCGAAGAAAAAGCUUAAUUUCGCGCGUCAUAGUGAUUCGUUGUCUUGCAAAUGCCAAUCACAACUAUCGCCAACAACACAGCCAUCAACGCUAGAGAUCUCGCACAAUGAAACUCUGUUGAAAUCUCUCGUCCUUCAUCAAGAGGUUGUAUCUAAUCAGGCUUAUCAUCACGAGCAUGAUCCGAGCAGUGUGAGUUCUACAUCAGAUGAACUGAUAGCGAAGAUUAAGAAGGCGUUACGAGAACCUUCUAGUCAGAGGGCUAAAAUGAAACUGGUUGACGUAAUUCAACGGCUGGGAGUUGGACACCAUUUUGAAAAAGAAAUUAGACUGUUACUUGAAGGAUUCUUGGAUUACAAUUCCAAUGAAGGCCUCUAUGACGCGGCGCUCCGUUUCCGCUUGUUGAGGCAUAAUGGCUUGCCAACUAGCUCAGAUGUUUUCGACAAAUUUAUGAACAACAAGGGAGACUUCAAGGAAUCACUGAGACAAGACAUAUGGGGUAUGUUGAGCUUGUACGAGGCAUCCUACCUCGGCGCAAAAGGCGAAGAUAAAUUACUCAAAGCCAUGGAAUUCACAAGAUCUCACCUCAAACAGUCAUUGCCGUCUUUACCUCCUCAGUUGCAAACUCAAAUUGCCAAAUCCUUGGAGCUCCCAAGGCAUUUGAGGAUGGCAACAUUAGAAGCCAGAAACUAUAUCGACGAAUAUAGCCAAGAAAGCAACCAUUCUCUAGCUCUUUUGGAACUUGCUGAAUUGGAAUUCAGCGAGCUUCAGUCACUCCACAGAAAGGAGUUGGCUGAGAUCAUAAUAUGGUGGAAACAAUUGGGACUUGUUGAGAAACUUGGUUUUGCCAGAGAUCGACCAUUUGAGUGCUUCUUAUGGACUGUGGGGGUAUUUCCUGAGGCAAGCUAUUCGAACAUCCGAAUUGAGCUUGCCAAAACUGUUUGUAUUUUACUAGUCCUUGAUGAUAUCUACGACACUUAUGGCUCAUUGGAUGAACUUAUCUUAUUCAACGAUGCAAUCAAGAGGUGGGAGCUUAGUGCAAUGGAGCAGCUUCCUGCUUACAUGAAAAUAUGUUACAUGGCAUUGUACAAUACCACUAAUGAAAUUGCCUACAGAGUUCUUAAAGAACACGGAUGGUGUAUUUCUGCACACUUAAAGAGAACGUGGAUAGAUAUAUUUGAAGCUUUUCUAACAGAAGCAGAAUGGUGCAACAGAAGAUACACGCCCACUCUAGAACAAUAUUUGACAAAUGGGGUGACCAGUGGAGGAUCAUAUAUGGCGUUAGUACACUCAUUUUUCCUCAUAGGCCAUGAUGUUACAGACGAAACCGUAUCAAUGAUGGAGCCUUAUCCCGAGCUCUUCUCUUGCUCAGGGAAAAUUCUUCGGCUUUGGGACGAUUUAGGAACUGCAAAGGAGGAGCAAGAGAGAGGAGAUGUGGCAUCCAGCAUGGAGUGCUACAUGAAAGAAAACAAUGUGGAAUUGGAAGAUGAAGCCAGAAAGCAUAUAAAAAAGAUGAUUGGGAACUUAUGGAUGGAGCUAAAUGAACAUUUAAUGGCUCCAUCUGCAUUGCCUAGGUCGAUUACCAAAGCCUGCUUUAACCUUGCGAGAACUGCCCAAAUUAUCUAUCAACAUGGGGAUGACGAGACCUUUUUCAGCGUAGAAGAUCACGUACAAUCGUUGUUCUUUACACCUUGUAAAUGA
Molecule: messenger RNA, 1752 nt
Organism: Morus notabilis
Lineage: Eukaryota; Viridiplantae; Streptophyta; Magnoliopsida; Rosales; Moraceae
Product: probable terpene synthase 11
Exons: 7
Coding region: 1-1752 (583 amino acids)
Biological process (GO): diterpenoid biosynthetic process
Molecular function (GO): magnesium ion binding; terpene synthase activity
Source: RefSeq, a predicted model, not a curated record